Messenger RNA from Botrytis deweyae, 2115 nucleotides. RefSeq lists its product as uncharacterized. Lineage: Eukaryota; Fungi; Ascomycota; Leotiomycetes; Helotiales; Sclerotiniaceae. The record is from RefSeq and is a predicted model, not a curated record. Bases 471 to 1679 code for a protein of 402 amino acids. The transcript is spliced from 5 exons.
AGUGUGGUGAGAGACGCUCAACGUUGUCUUUAUCAACUACCACUUUUGGAACAGAAUUGGUUAUCUUUUUAUUCAACUUUAACAGAGAUUGAAUAUAAAAAAGGCAAUUGGAGCCCUUCCCGCCUCUUCUUUCCUCUUCCCUCCUCUUCUUUCCUCUUCCCUCCUUCCUCGUUUUGGAUUGAUGACUAAAACGACCAAUUCAAGUUAUAUAAAGGAAUAGACAUCCGUAUAUUUCUCAGCCUUUUGGACAAGUGAGCUUUAUGGGAAGAGACAGAUCAAUCUACCCAGGUGAAUUGACUAGGUUAGACUUUACUCAUUUCGCGUCACCCUUCUUCUAAAUUUAUUUAAUUUUACCAUAGAGCCCUUUUCUUUUAUAAAACUUACCUGAAAACUCAUCAUCUAACAACAUCUACCUCUUUUAAAACUACCUUCUCGAAACCUAGGUGUCUGGAAAACUUAACUAGUUCAACAUGAAGCCAUCAUCUCGCCCUGUAAGAAAGGCUGCAAACAGAGUUACAAAGCCGAAAUCAAAAACAUCAACCAAAAAGAAGAAUACCACCAUUGCCAAGAAGAUCACUCCUGAGCCAGAGGCGGCCAAGUCUAUUGUAACGAAUCCGGUUGAUCGAAUUUAUAAGACUGUGAUUUUGGAAAGUAACGAUAUCGAAGAUGGGUUGUGGAUGAUGCGCAGACUUGGCAAUGGCAAAUAUGAAGCUGUGAAUCUCAAUGAUGCUGCAUUCGAAGACAUCUGCUCAGAAGAAAAUGAGGCAAGAAUGGCUUCCUCUCCGGAAAGCGUCGAGGUUUUCAAAGCGAGCCAGAAGUCGAUAAAAGAUGUUUCAUUAAAGCUGGAUAGAGCUAUCUUUACCGCGAGUGGAAAGGUCUUCCGAUUCAAGAAGCUCCCUAUAGAGCUGCGAUACAAAAUUUACGAGUAUGCACUAAUUUCAGAAACUGGUUUACGCCCCGGCUAUGCCUCCUGCAACAGUUUCAAAUUACCAGGUGUUGCCCUUGGCCUUCUUGCCUCCUGUCGCUCUAUCAAUGCAGAGUGCAUGCAGUUCUUGUGGAAGAACACUUUCGACCUCAAUGCCUGCAGCAUAAAGCGCCUCAGAGAGGUUAAGGAUAUUUUAAUCCAGAAUGCCCGUAAUUUCAAAUACGAAUGGUCUGGUAGUGGUUCUGGUCAAUCUAAGGAUAUGCUCAUUCUCGGAAUGCUUGCCUCUUGCGAACAUAUCGAUACUCUGCAUCUUGUAUUGUGGGGAUCUUGUGUAGAUGGUCGCCGCACAUGGUACAAUCGUAAGCCACAGCAUAUGUAUCAGAACGACCCCACCGUUCCUGCCGUCGUUCAAAAGUUCAGUAGAAGCAAUGGUUUCGAUAAACUCGUUAGUCUGCAUGACCUUAAAAAGGUCAUUGUUACGAAGCACUGGACUUUCACCGAUGCUAGUGGUUUGACCGACGUAGAGUUCAAAGCUUUCGAGAAAUUCUUGAAUGAUAAGCUUACAACGCCAGUAGCACCACCUCUGGUCGUUGCUCACUUACCUUCCGCUUCAACAAGAAAGUCUACCAGAAUCCUAAAGAAUGCCAGGCCACUCAAAUAUGUCCCGGAUCCAUUUAGCGAAGACGAGGAGGGGUUUUGGGAUGAGGAAGUGGAUGAAGAUGGUGAUGACGAUGGCCAUGACGAAGAGGAAUGAGAUCCACAAAAUCUGAAUCAUUUCCGGAUAUUGCGAUUCUCAGCUGCGUCUGUUCAUGCUUGAGGACUUGGGGCUAUGUUGUCUGAUACCGGGUUAUGAGACUUUGAUGCGCGGAUAUUGCGAGGGGUUUACACUUUAUGUUAUCUAAUACGGGGCUUAUGAAGAUUAUUUCUCGAAGAAGCCUACUAUUGGCGAGAAAUAAUGGUACAGUGACGUUGUGAGAACGUUACAACUUACCCAAGAAGUGAGAGUGGAUUUCAAUCGAGGAUAUCAACUUUCAUAUUCAGUGGUAGCGGCAAGCAAUAGCUUGCUGAAUAGCAAUAGCUCGCUGAAUAGCAACAGCGAAAGCAGUCUACUUAAUGUUAAUGGUCGGCUUAUAAGUCUCAAAGCACUUAAGAGUUGGCAACCAAUUGACGUUUUGAGUACCUCAUAUGAA